AUGUCAGUCACCAUGUUCUUUUCGCUCAUCGUCUUUGGGAAACGGUCCCACCAGCGAUUAGAGGCGGCCUCUUCGUCUGGUUCCUCCGCUCACAGUCGUCUUUUCUAUGUUACUGACAGAAAGACUGGUACUCGUUUUCUUGUUGAUACAGGUGCUGACGUUAGUGUCCUUCCACCUUCUUCACAACAGCGUAAAUUUCCAUCAAAGAUCACUCUUCAAGCUGUCAAUCAUACACCUAUUGCAACUUAUGGACAAAAGUCAGUCACUUUAGAUUUUGGUUUACGCCGUAUUUUUCCAUGGGUAUUCAUUCUCGCUGACAUGCCUCGUCCAAUUCUUGGUGCUGAUUUUUUAGCCAAUUUUGGUCUAAAAGUGGAUCUUCGUCACCACAAACUUCUUGACACAAAUACUAACCUCACCAUUCAAGGCCUUACAACUCCAGCCACUUCACCUUGUCCCAUUUUUGCGAUAUCGACUCUGGCUACGCCUUAUCAAGAUCUUCUAGAAGAGUUUCCAGACAUUGUUCGUCUUUCAAACAAAGAAACUGCCAUAAAACACACUGUGACGCACCAUAUUCGCACUGAGUGUCCACCUGUUUUCUGUCGUCAACGAAGACUCGCUCCAGAUCGUUUUGCUAUCGCCAAGUCUGAAUUUGAUCACAUGCUUCAGUUAGGCAUCAUUCGUCCUUCAAAGAGUAGUUGGUCUUCUGCACUUCACAUGGUUCCAUAA
This is a messenger RNA of Rhopilema esculentum, 726 nucleotides long. The record is from RefSeq and is a predicted model, not a curated record. NCBI's taxonomy places the organism in Eukaryota, Metazoa, Cnidaria, Scyphozoa, Rhizostomeae, Rhizostomatidae.